GUGAGGCGAAACGUUAGGCUCCGCGCGGGAGUCUCGUGGCCGCCCGUUCCCUCUCGAGAGUCGGGGUGCCUUUUCCCACGAACCACAAUUUACACACAGACACGCCGCACCACGCUACCCCCCUGCCACCGCCGUCACCACCACCACCCCGUCCCCCUGUCUCCCGUCCGCCCGGGCCCCCUCUCUCCUCCCAGCACCCCCGCCGGUUCGUCGCAUCGUGAAAUUUCACGCAUCUUUUUUUGCGGCUCCGUGCUUUUGUGAUAAAAGAAAAAACGCGCCGGCACGCAUGCACGACUUCCGGUAGGCGGCCUCCUCCGGAAAUGGUUCCGGUGUAGAAAUCUUGUGGUUAGAUCGGGGGGUCGGCGACACACGCCGCUUUCUCCGUGUGCCUCCGCGUCGUCUCGCGGGGGUGCGGAUAGUCCCGUAGACGCGGCACGCGCUUGGAUGCUGCGAAACCGGCCGGAAGACUUCAACGCUCCGAUCGAGCGUCGAGCGACGCCGGUCGUCGUUUCGCGAUCGUCGACGAUCGCAAAUGAUUUCUUUCCCCACGUCAGGAUGUCGUUAAUUUGCGGAUUGAAAGUUAGUGCGUGAUUUUCUAUCAAUUUUUUUUUAAGAUCUCUGACGCGCGAAUGUCGAGAAGUGCGAAAGUUUUGAUCCGCUCGUUGCACUUGAGAUAUUAUUUUAGAGAUAUUAUUUUAGAGUGAGGUGUCGCAUUUCCGAAAAUGAUUCUACGUGACUAUUAAAUUUACAUGGAAUAUUUAACUCGCGGGUCGAGGGUCGAGAGACCCUCAGGCCAUACACACACACGUACGGAAUAAUAAGUUAAAUUACUGCUUUCAAAUCUCAUCAGGAAAAGUCACUGAAUCACGCGAGGUUGAAUGAAAAGAAAAAAGAAGAUAAAUCUUUCUGGGAUUCUGUAUGAAGAUUGAACGCGCGAAUGAUUUGAAAUUUUUGAUGCGACGCCAGAUAUUCAAUGCCAAUGUCUUUGAAGAGCCUCUUGAGAAAGGGAUUUGAAAAUCCGUGAAAGGAGCAUAGUGUCUUCGAGGUCGAAAGUUCACGAGGACUCCGACUGCGGCUGUUCGUACGCGUGACUGACUCCGAUGAUCUCUGACGUUGACGUUGAUGAUCUAUCGAAUUUUAAUUGUUCAAUCAAGUAAUUAUAUCGAGCUUUAAAAGUUUAUCCGUACAUGCAUUCUCUUACUUUCAUGUUAAUAUUGUUAAUUAGCUUAUCCACUCCUUUUGACGUAUCUGAAUGCUUAAUCUAAAUGCGCGACUAACGUUGUAUUUGAACUUUAAUUACGAAAUUCCGUUACGCUCUAUUAUUUCGGUCGACAGUUACUUGAACCUCGUAACUCAUCCGAUUAUAGUUUCAUUCAAAUUUUAAUUUUAAUUCGAUCAUUAUUAAAUGUAUUACAUCAAUUAAUCACACGGUCAGCAAUGUGUCUACACCAAGUAGGUUAAUAUGUUAAAACAGAUUAACUUCAGUUAGACUAACAUCUCGCUAUUGACAUUACGAAUUUCUCGCAAGACUCGACCGAGUAACAAGCCUCGGCUAGGUGUCGGACAAAUAACCAGCUAUAGUUCAUUAAGAAUUCAUGAGAGAUUUAUCUAAUUUUAGAUUUUUAAUUGCGCGACCGGGGUCCAAUUCGGUUUCGCCGCCGACGUUUCAAUCCAUGUGUCUAAUCCGAACAACCGUAUCGACGAGGUCGAUCGAUCGAUCGCGGACGAAGGUGAAAUACGUCCUGGCAGAGACCUUAUGGGGUAACGCGGGCUCGCGAUGCGGUGGGACGCCGCGUGUGUUUCCCUUGUCCGCGAGCUCUCUCACGCACCGCCAAUGCGGCUGAGAUCGCGCGAUCCCAUUGGCUGCUCCCGUGCCGUGGUGUCGGCGAUGGGUACGUCCAGGUUCGACGCUCGUUGCCCGACCGAGGUGUGCGCGCGUAGACACUGCGAGGAAACGUUCAACCAGUUAGGCCAGACGGGCGAUCGUGGGAGGAGGAAGGCGCGGGACUCUCGCCUCGGGAGACGCUUAUCGAGGAUCAGCUGCCGAAUAACUGGUCGAUUAAAUGAAUUGUCGCGCGGUAUCGAUGGUGCCUUUCGGCGGUUCAAGUCGCUUUGCAUAAAGCUUGCAUUUUUAUUUUGCGCGCGAGUGUGUGACUGUGCGAUUUAGUGGGUUUUUUUAGCGAGCUCGGGAACUCAUAAAUUUGGGAAAAUUUUUUAAAUUGUGGCGGAGAUAAAGAAUCUUAGAUUUGAAAUGAGAAGUCGUCAUAAGAAAUCCAAGAGACAGCACCCGAGCAUCUGAAAUAGUCGAAAAAAUUUAUACUCUUUUAAAAUCUUUGGGUAUAUCAAUGUAAUGGCACUAAUAUAAUGGUUUCUGGCUCUGUAAAUAAUUUUAAUAUGAAUCUUUCGCAGAUCCACGAGCCAACGUCAAUCAUCAACGAACCUCGAUUAUUUAGACGAUGUUCGAAGCGAGAUAGAGUCGGCGAUUAGUCAUUUCAAUAAGUUAUCAACAAUCACGGUAAAUAAAAGUCACCGGUUAGGCUCUGUGCCAGUUUUUUGAUCGAUCCGAAAACCGCUUCUUUUCAAAAUUAUAAUACAUCCACACAAGUCGUGCGUACGUGCCGGUCUCGUGCUGCGUCUGGCUCGAGGCCAGAGUAAACGGGAGAAUGUGCGAAUUCGAGAGGGGCGAUUGGAAAAGACGGGGAUGGACCGAGGAGUGAAAAUGCUGUUUCGUCAAUGAGAGAGGCGAAGGAAGGGCGACUCGUGGCUAAUAUAUCGUGUGACGUGAUUAUUUCGCGGUUAUGCGUAGCGAGACGCGAUUCAGUACCGGGCGUUAUCGCGCCGGCUGCUGAGAGAGGAGAGGCGAGUCCUACGGUCGCUCGUGCUGUAAGGGCGACGACGGGCCCUCGCGUCCUUCGGCCACGCUCCGAAAACGAGCGAAAGUGCAGUGUGCGAUACCCAUUCGAACGCCGUCGUCGACUGCACCUGCAGGGGUGCAUUGAUCCGGCGGUGAGGUGAGUUCGACGGAUCUUGACCCACCGCCGUUCGCCAACUUCCUUCGUUCAGCCAGUGGUUUAACGUUCGUCAGAAGGAAGAGAAAACACCGAAGAAUAGCUCGUCAGGAAAUUCCGCAGACGGCAGUGACGUCGUGAGAACGUCAUCGGUCAUCGCUGUGUGAGAUCGGAGCGUCAGGCGCGAGGAACGCGGAGUGCGGAGUGCACAAAAAAAAAAACGGGACGGUAGUGGUGUUGAGGGUGCGGGGUGCGGGGCCGGCAAAGCCUUGUGACGAAACGAAGGAUUAGAUGGUGGAGGUGCUCGGGGGCCGGGCUAGGGAGCCUACGGGGCCACGCAGGGCACCUCGCACCUACCCAGGGCCAGUGCAGCUGCAGGUGCGCCGUGUGGGCCCCCGCGUGGACGUAAAGGUCACCCCUGCUCCGGUCCAGCUCCUUCGGGCAGACUCGAAGGCAGAUCGCGGAAUUUCUGUCCCCGAGACGAGCUCGGACGAGGGCCAGGAGGCACGAGGCCCCGAGCUCGACGUCGCGCGACACGCACAAAGCGCGAAGAGCGAGAUACCCCCGUCGGAAGGGAUCGAUCCGACGGGACGAGAGGACGAGACGGAGAAGGAGGACGUUGGUCCGAGUGGACGGCCGUUCGCGGCCGGAUUCGAGCACAAGUCGGAGCCCGGAGUGUCGGGCUCCCGCGUAAGGAGCGAGGCUGGCGAGCGCAAUGUGGCAGAGCGGCGGCAUGGGCACCCAUGCGGCCAACAACCCAUGGAUGAAGCUGAUGGGCAUCGUCACCCACAAGGAGCGGAGGCAUCACGAAUCGGCCGCCGCCGCCGCUGCCGCGUCUGGAGUGCAGGGUUCAGCGACCACCGGCAGCAACGAUCGGACGCUCAAUCAAUCGCUGCCGAAACUCAGCAGCCAGGACGAGGAUGGGACGAACCCCCACACCCAAUACACAGGCGUCACACACUUCGAACCCAUACCGCACGAUCAUGACUUCUGCGAAAGGGUCGUCAUCAACGUGAGCGGGCUACGGUUUGAAACACAGCUGCGUACGCUGAACCAAUUUCCGGACACGCUGCUCGGCGAUCCGACACGGCGGCUCCGAUACUUCGAUCCACUGCGCAACGAAUACUUUUUCGAUCGGAAUCGACCUUCCUUCGAUGCCAUACUCUACUACUAUCAGAGCGGCGGCCGCCUACGCCGCCCGGUCAACGUCCCGCUCGAUGUCUUCUCCGAAGAAAUCAAGUUCUACGAGCUGGGCGAGAUGGCUACCAACAAGUUCAGGGAGGACGAGGGCUUCAUUAAGGAGGAGGAGAAGCCGCUGCCGUCGCACGAGUUUCAGAGGAAGGUCUGGCUCCUGUUCGAAUAUCCGGAAAGCUCGCAGGGUGCCCGAGUGGUCGCCAUAAUCUCCGUCUUCGUGAUCCUCCUGUCGAUCGUGAUCUUCUGUUUGGAGACGCUACCCGAGUUCAAGCACUACAAGGUCUUCAACACGACGACGAAUGGCACGAAAAUCGAGGAGGACGAAGUGCCGGACAUCACGGACCCGUUCUUCCUAAUAGAGACUAUCUGUAUCAUCUGGUUCACGUUCGAGUUAACAGUGCGCUUCCUCGCCUGCCCAAAUAAAUUCAACUUCUUCCGUGACGUAAUGAACAUCAUCGACAUCAUCGCGAUCAUUCCAUAUUUCAUCACCCUCGCCACGGUGGUGGCCGAGGAGGAGGACACGCUGAAUUUACCCAAGGCGCCGGUAAGCCCGCAGGACAAAAGUACGAACCAGGCGAUGUCCUUGGCGAUACUCAGGGUGAUCAGGCUGGUCCGAGUGUUCCGGAUAUUCAAGUUAUCCAGGCACAGUAAAGGCCUCCAGAUCCUCGGGCGGACCCUCAAGGCCUCCAUGAGGGAACUCGGGUUGCUCAUCUUUUUCCUUUUCAUCGGUGUGGUGCUGUUUUCGUCGGCGGUCUACUUCGCGGAGGCCGGCACGCAGGACAGCUUCUUCAAAUCGAUACCGGACGCGUUCUGGUGGGCGGUGGUCACAAUGACGACCGUGGGAUACGGGGACAUGAGGCCCGUGGGAGUUUGGGGGAAAAUUGUGGGCUCGUUGUGCGCGAUUGCCGGUGUCCUGACGAUUGCUCUGCCCGUUCCCGUAAUCGUCUCCAAUUUCAACUACUUCUAUCAUCGUGAGACUGACCAGGAGGAGAUGCAAUCGCAGAACUUCAAUCACGUGACUAGUUGCCCGUAUCUUCCUGGCACCUUAGGUUUGAAGAAGAUCUCGAUGUCGGAAUCCUCGUCGGAUAUAAUGGAGUUAGAGGAAGGCACCCUAUUUACUCAUCCGGAGAUUACGAAGAAGUCAAAUUGCAACCCUCGCCACAAUAACAAUAUCAAUCCAGCCUGCAUGAGCAUCGAGACUGAUGUCUGACUACUAGUGAAGGAGACGGUGGCAGCGUGGUGGCCGUUACUGAGCCAGUUGUCAAAGGGCAACUGCAUCUCCCUGCGGUGCCUGACGUAGGCCUCCUUCACCCGUCAUCAUAGUCGUAAGCUGCUGGCAUCACUCGCCAGCCUGUCCAGGUCCGUCAUUGCGAGGGGCGUCUCGGGUCAGAAACACGCGAAGGAUCACAGAGGAUCGUGAUUCCUCCGGGGAGCCUGCUUUUUCCCAUCUGAGAUGUAUACGAGAAACGGAAGAGAGGUAGGGUGGGUCCAAGGGCGUGCGGAGAUGGGGAUGAAUCUAUAGCCCGUUCUCGAGACAUCGUCGCCUACCUUCCCGCCACCUUCUCAACGAGCUUGCGCCCCGCGUAAGGACCCACGUGCGAACGAAGGGGACGGGAUAUUCCUCGUUCGCGUGCGAGCGCGCACGCGUGCGGCCCCAACCCCCGACACCACCGACUCCAGUGUUCAAAACAAAAAAUAAUAAAGAUAUAACAAAUGAUAACCGAAGAAACAUCACGGCGUUCUCGUAUAAAGCGCUGUCGAGUGUCCCCCCGUCCCUUACGAGCUCCUCCGACUUUCAGAAUGCCAGACGGGUGAAGUAGAGAAGGGGGAGCUGGUAGGUAGCGGAAGCAACACAAAUGGGGAUUGUACCAGAUAACACUAUAUUAAUUAUUAUCGAUAUAAAUUAAUUGAGUACCGUACACGUAGGGCGAGGGUAAGUUAACAAAGUAUGUUUUAUGAUAAAAUCGCGAAUGCGAGGACAUUUAGAAAAUGCUGCUUGCGGAAAGAGGUGAAAAAGGGAAACCGACAAGAACGCUUUAUAAGAGAUGUAUCAAGAAUGAAGGACUGAAUGAUGAUGGUUACAGAGAUAAAAAGAAAGAGAGGGGGGAGGGCGAGAGGGAAGGAAAAAGAGAGAAAGAGAUGGAGUGUGUGUACGGCGUAGACUGUUUCGUUUCUCUUUUUUUUUCUUUUUUUAAACAAAGGACACCGAAGUCGAUUUUCGAAUCUAUUUAUACGAUAUGUUAUUCGACAAUGGAAUUAAUUUUUUUCGUCUUGUUACAUUCGCACACAUGCACAUGUAACACAUUUAAAUGCUGAUAAAGCGAUAACGUCGACGUUAAUUGAUUGAAGUUCAAUCAUUUCUUAAAGACGAAAGGGUGAUCAAUUUCAGAUUAUUGAUUAUAUCGAUAACCCCAUAAUCCGAAAUAUUUGCAGAAAUGAUGACACAAACGAUUUUUAUGAUAUCCACGUGUGAUUACAAAAAUUACUCUAGCAAUUUUUAAUUGCACCCCCGCUGCUUAAAAUUUACUAUCAUAAACUUAUGUAGAUUGCAUUUUUCAAGAUUAUCGACAUUCGAAUUACGGUACAAUUUUACGUUAUGUUUAUGUUUGAAGCUCUUAUCGUAUAAAAGUUUAUCUAGGUAUUCGCUUAUUCGAAGUUAUCUUCACGCUUAUGUACAUAUAUCCAAAGCGAAGAGAAACUAUAACGUACCAGUAUUAAGUAACGGGGGUGUAUAUAUUGAAUAGGGUCUGAAUAGCGAAUUCCGAGAUGUUAUACAAUAAAUCGGAUACGAAUAUCAAGACGAUGCGAGCAAUUGUAAUGAUAAGAAACGUCCAAAAGAAAAAAAAAUUAAAAAAAACCGAAGAUGUCUGCCGAUGGCGCGCGAAUUUUAUGCCCAAAUCAUAAUUUCAAUCUCUCAAAGUGUACAAUUUGAUAUUUCUGUCUUCGAUAUGUGCGACAACGAUUUCUCGAAAAAAUCGCGGGUGAUUGCUUGCAGAAGCAAGAUAGUGAUGAUGACAAUUAGCAUGCACAAGUUUGAAACAUGUAUGUUAAUAAUAAUUCGUAUAUCACGUUCUUCGUCUUUAUUAAAGCUCAAAGAUGAAAGAAUCACUGUGUGAUUCCUUACGAAAAUAAUUUCUGAUUAAGCUAUCAAGGGUAUCUUUGAUAAUGAAGAAUAGAAACUUGUAAAACGUUGAGAGAAAGCUUAUACAGCUCUUAUAGUGUUUUCCUCUUCCUCUCUUAUAAGUAAAUUUUUUACGGGGUUAGUAUUCUUUGUAAAAGUGAUUUCUAACUUGUUCGGAAAAAAAAUAAAGAAAAAGAAACGAUGUUGCGUUGUAUGUUAUGCCGAUGACAGAAAGAGAAGAGGCCGUUCCCAACUAGCAAAAGCCUUCAAAAGACGUCCCAAAAACGUUUAAAAAACGUCUAAAGGACUUCAGAUGUUCUUAUUUAUAGAUGUCUUUCAAAUGUCCCCAAGACGUUUUUUAGAAACUUUUGCUGGGUUGUUUCGAGCUAUAAGUUAAACAGUAAUUCAUGUCAAAAAAAAGGAAGAGGAAGACAUGCGAUACUGAGAUAAACGAUUGUCUGGAGAACGAAUUGGCAUGCCAAUCGAUCCUCGCACCCAAUCUCACACCGCGUUUUCAAAUCUGUUCAUCUUUCCCCCCGUACGACGAAAGUACGUCGCAGAAUUGCCAAGACUGCCAUAUUUCACACAUCUCUCUCGAUUUAUAAUCGCGCCAAGGAGUCACCCCAAAGUACACUCUACCGGUGUCAAAUCGACCCGAUCCGAUCGAUCUUCUGAUAUGCUGAUUCGAUCUAAACUCCAAAGUCGACUCGUGGGACGUAUCUUCGCUCGCAUAGAGUUCAAGAAAAACACAAAGGAGGAAUCCGCAAAAGAGAAAAUGCAAAGUCCAUUGUUCCAUUUCUCAAGGUUAUCAAUUUUCGAUCGCUGUUUGAUUCGACCAAAAAAGAAAGAAACGAAGCCGCUCACGUAAACUUUUUCAGUAUCCCAUUACUGUAAUGUUAGUUAUAUUUUCCAUUGAUUGUCAUUAAGUUCCGUUAAUAGUGGAAGCUAAUUGAAAUUCGCAGAGUGGGGGAUUUUAUUUAAAAUCUUCGUAUUCAAUUUGAUACUGAAGGAGUUAACUAUUUUCGUUUAGAAUAGAAAAAAGAUGCAAGGCAUGUUUAAGGCUGGUACAUAAUGAAAAGUUCAAAUAAAAUAUAGGAGCAAGAAUUAAAAAAUUAGCCAAUACUAACUUAAAAAAUAAAGAAGUAGUUUUCUUUAUUCGUAGUGGUAACACACGAAAAAGAAAUAGUUGCUGUCGAACGGCAAAAUCAACGGAAUCAUCUCAAUAUCAUAAUUGCCAGUCUUUCAUAAUGCGAGAAUUAGCGGAAUGCUUAGAAAAGGCAUUUAAUUAGAGAAUAAACAUGAUUGAGAGGUCAAAUAUUAUUAAUGUUCCCUCCGUUUUUUAGGGCGGAAGUAGUCUUGCACUAUAAUUGGUGAGAAAAGGGUAUAAGAAUCGUAUCAUGGAUACAUAUUGAUUCUCUAUUCGUUAUUUAAUGCAUUGUGGAUUAAAUGUUUGUCGACACCAAUUUACAUUGGUUGUUCUUACAUUUCAUUUUGUAUCAGCCGUGUUUUAGGCAAGCAAACAAUUACGUUGGAAAACGACGAAGCAAAUAACCAAAGAGAGAAAAGAAAGAGGAAACAAUUCGACUUUAUUAGGUAAUUUUAGAAGUGGAUUUAACAGAUGACUGAUCUCGUCUUUUAAUAGACACAAAUGUUGAUAAUGAAAUUUUAGUCCGCAGUACGAUAGAGAUUGCAAACGGGAUAGAGAGAUAGAGGAUGACAUGCGUGCGUGUCAGGGAGUGAGAGUGAGAAUGAAAGUGAGAGUGAGAGUGAGAAUGAGAGUGAAAGUAAGAGUGAAAGAGAGAGAAAGAAAGAAAGAAAGAGAGAGAGAGAGAGAGAGAGAGAGAGAGAGAGAGAGAGAGGUAAAAUAAUGUAUUACUGAUACAAUAAUUACACGAAGAUUUACGUUACACGCUUUCAAUACAAUACUUAAACCUUUCGCCUCGCUGAUUUAGUCCGAGAAACGACGUAUAGAAGUAAUUAAAAAAAAAACAAAAUAUAAAAAAAUUACACAUCAAACUACCAGCCUAGUUAAAAUCGACAGAAUCGAGAGACGGAGAGAAAGAGAGUAAAGGAAGAAAAUGCAUGAGCGCUAGAGAGAGAGCAAAAACGUUUCAUAAACGAUAAAUUUAUUACUACUACUAUUAUUCUUACUACUAUCACUACUGCAACCACUACUAUUAUUAUUACUACUACUAU
This is a messenger RNA of Temnothorax curvispinosus, 9519 nucleotides long. It is a transcript of the gene shaker, whose product is annotated as potassium voltage-gated channel protein Shaker. NCBI's taxonomy places the organism in Eukaryota, Metazoa, Arthropoda, Insecta, Hymenoptera, Formicidae. Gene Ontology annotation, biological process: protein homooligomerization; potassium ion transmembrane transport. Gene Ontology annotation, cellular component: membrane; voltage-gated potassium channel complex. Gene Ontology annotation, molecular function: protein binding; delayed rectifier potassium channel activity. The record is from RefSeq and is a predicted model, not a curated record. The transcript has 9 exons. Bases 3724 to 5412 code for a protein of 562 amino acids.